CGGGCACGCCUGAAUACCGGCUCAAGCCGGUAAAGAGCUGCCAAAACAGGCCAAACAGCAAAGGAGACAGAGCCAUAAGCAGCCCGUAGAAGAGGCGCAGAGCGCGGAGCAGGAGGCUGCGGGCACACGGGCCGGUCAUACAGGACAGGAUGGUCUAACAUCUGGGGUUGUAGCCUACGACACGGACCCGCGUCUACACGUGUAGUUGCUCCGAGUCCCUCCUCCUCUGUGCUGCAAUGGAGGGCUGCCUGGGGACCCGAGUCUACAGCGAGGUGCCGGAGGGCGGGUGGGGCUGGGCUGUGGCUCUGGCCUUCUUUGUGGUGGAGGUUUGCACCUAUGGGACCCUCAAGACACUGGGCGUGUUCCUGCAGGACCUCAUGCUGGAGUUUGGGGAGAGCAACAGCCGAGUGUCCUGGGCCAUCUCCAUCUGUAUCUUCAUGUUCUCCUUCACAGCACCUCUGGCCACUCUGCUGAGCACCUGUUUGGGUCACCGGCCCGUGGUGAUGAUGGGCGGAUUCCUCAUGAGCCUGGGCACCAUCACCUCUGGCUUCAUCAACUCCAUUCACGACAUGUACCUGACCAUCGGGAUCAUCACAGGUUUGGGCUACAGUCUGUCCUUCCUGCCUACAGUCACUCUGCUGGCACAGUACUUCUCCAAGCGCCGUGCUCUGGUCACGUCUCUGGCUUCCUCCGGAGAGUCCUUUGCCAUGUUUACCUUUGCCCCUGCCUUUACAAUACUCAAGGAGAAUAUUGGUUGGCGACACUGCAUGGUGCUCAUUGGGACCAUUCAGGCAUGUGUGAUUGGCUGCGGUUUUCUCCUUUGUCCAAUCAGCAUUCAGCCUGAGCCGGACAAGGAGGAAGCCCUGUGCGAAAAGAAGCUGGAGGUCUUAUUUGAGCUAGAGAAUGAACAGACUCGUACCUCCAUUGGCUCCUCGACGUCCCAGUGUUCUGAUGACUCUGGGGUGACCUCCCUGAGCUCCUCAGAGGGAGAGCUGAAGGAGCAGGCUAGAGCAGAGCUGGGGAAACAGACUAAGACACAGCCCAGGGCCAAGCUGUUGGACUUCUCUGUGCUGAGGGAUGGGGCCUUCAUCUGCUACUCUCUGUUCGGACUGUUUGCCACGGCAGGCUUCUUUGCUCCACAGCUUUAUGUGAUCGAGCUGAGUAAGAGCCGGGGGGUGGAGCCACACAUGGCCUCCUACAUGCUGUCUGUGAUGGCUGUGGCAGAGAUAGUGGGCCGCCUCACCAUCGGACUCAUCCUCACCAGGGCGCCCUUCAAGAAGACGCUGGUUCUGCUGGCCUGUGUGCUGGCCAUGUGCCUGGUGCUGGGGGCCUUCACAUUGGCCUCAGGCUUCUGGGCACUGGUGAUCUGCUGCGCCAUCUAUGGGUACUUUAUGGGAACUGUGGGUUCCACACACAUCCCACUGCUGGCGGAGGAGGAUGUGGUGGGCGUGGAGAGGAUGGCCUCAGCAGUGGGUGUAUACAUCUGCAUCCAGAGCUUUGCUGGGCUGGCCGGUCCACCACUGGGAGGGCUACUGGUGGAUGUGAUGCAGAACUACGGUGCUGCCUUUGCUCUCUGCGCUGUGGGCAUGGCUCUGGGCGCCAUAUGCCUGGCUUUAGUGGGGCCAAUCAAGUCCUGCAGAUGUUCUGGAGAGCCUGAGGAGCAGACUGACAAGGACAGUGAAAAGCUGGAUUUCCUGGAUGUGGACCUGCCCCUUGAAGACAACCCCUGAGAAGAGUGUUGCUGCUAUUUGAAGUCCACUGCUCUCAGGGUCAGAGCCUCAAGGAGCUCAAUUAUAUCUGACUCUUCCAAUGAAAACCUGUGCCCUCUGUGCACCCACCUGUGAUUUCUGAGCACCAACUACACUGGACUUCAAAGUGUGUACAUAGCAAUACCAAUGAGCACAGUGCAGUGUGCCAUGGUCUGGUGCGGUGGAGUAGCAGAUGGAGCAGGUUUGAACAUCUCAGGACUGUACACCUCACCACGCUGGAGAUGACACCAAACACACAUGCACACUUGUGUUUCACAGUGCAACCCUUUGGUGGUUGAGGCCUUUUGGUUUGACUUGAAAAUAGACAGACUUCAGAAGCUUUAUAGAUCAAUGCAUGACUCUCUUAUCCAGGGGCCUUGGUUCAAACCAGGGAUGAUCAAACCAUUAGUUUUAUGCCUUAAAGGGCCCAUAUUAUGGUGUCUUCUAAUUAGGGAUGGGCAUUCGAUGAAAUUUUCUUAAUCGAUCGUCAGAAGAAUUAACGAUCGAUUAUCGAUUAAUCAUUAACGUUUUUAUAUUAAAAUGAUCAUCAUUAUUAUUACUAUCUGCAUUACUAAUCUGCAUAAAUAAAUUCAACUUUACGACAUAUAAACCGUAACGACUCUAGAGCCACAUCAGCCCGUUUUAGAUUAUAUUGUGUUUAAUUCAGUUUUGUGCAACUCUCACAGAAACAAAACUUAAAACCGCAUCGCUAAUUUGCAUAAACUAAGUGAAGAUAAAAAUACAGCUCUUGUGUCACUGAUGUGGUUCAAUUUCUGUCGGAUUAAAAGACAUGACUCAGGUGAAUACAGGUUAGUGUGACCAGAUUUGCGUUUGUCAAAACCAGGACACCGUACGGGGGGAGGGAGACGGGGGAGGGAGGCGGGGCCUCGUCAUCGACAUUGCGCGACUCUCACCUGGUAAAACUUUUUCCCACUGGACAUCGAAACAUAUGUGCUGCUUUAUACACUGUGCACAUGGACUCACACUUGUCCCGAACGCAGUGGAAAGUGUGGAAUUUCUUGUACAAAUCAUCGUUAAAUACACAUUUGUGCUUCGGCACGCUGCAGACUGACUGACUGUUUGUUUCUCGCUCCUUCUGAUGCAGAGACACAAGUACGGACCCCUGUUUGGUCACACUACACACAACCUACAUUCGAUUUGUCGAUUAAAAUUUACGUAAUCGAUGAAAUUCUUAAUGAUCAAUUAUCGAUUAAUCGAUUAAUCAUGCCCAUCCCUACUUCUAAUGUUACUUAAUUGUCAAAAACAUUCCUGAAGUUGUGUUUUGUUUCAUUCACACAUGUUAACAGAAGAUCAUUCAUAUUUAGACUGUGUUUUUCUCUAAAGCUGAAAACACAAAACACAACUCAAGGUAUGUUUUUGAGGAGGUAACAACAUUCUAAUAUGUUUGAGGCUCACAAGAGUUAAUUUGCCUAAUGUAGGACCUUUAAGGAGCCUUAAAUAAAAUAAUAUUGCAGAUUGCCAAGACCAAAUUAGAUCUACGAUGAAGUUUUAUUUAAAUAUUGUACUAUUAACAAGUACACUCUACAUGAAUUUCCAGAAGCUGAACAACAACCUUCUCCUCCCAAUGCUCUGAUUGGUUAACAGUGCAAAUGAUGCCUCUACAAAGCAGCAUCACACUGAAUUACUCUGUACAGUUCACCUCAAUGAGUAAUGCAGUGACUAAAGUGACUGACCAAACAACCAGCUUUGAACAGCCCUGGUUUGGACCUUGCAGAAUCUUGAAUCCGCUUUAUGUCUCUAGCACCUCCUCUGGCCAAGGGAGGCAGUUUGGGGCUUCAGAUGGAGUGGAUAGACACAUGUACCUCGUUCACCUCAUACCAGCCUGUACACCCAUAGACUGCAUACUUAUAUUAUAACACAAGUGUGACAGUCCUCACUUUGCUAACAAUAAGUCUUAAAAUCAGCAGAGUAGUAAGUGGAGUGUUCUGGUUGAUGUGUCCUUUGUGAAUUAGCCACAUGCUAGCUACAUGGAGUACGAGAACAUUGGAACAGGACUUGAAAGUGUGAUGAGGUUUUACCAGAGCCAAAAAAACUGUCAACCCAAACAAGAGAAAAGAAAAGCAGAAGUAAGUAACUUUCAUUGAUAGAUGUGUGUAAAAUUCCUGUUGUCCAGGUAGAAUCCAUGGCAAAAGGAGAAAUAAAAUUUGUCAACUGGACAAAAGUUUAUUUUGGUUGAAUACGUUUCUCAGCUCAAUGAAGCUGCUUCUUCAGUUCUGGUCAGACGCUGGUGGACAGUGCCUUAAAGCUGCCUGCAGGGAGGAGCUAACUACACUGAAACUACUCUGAAGUUAACACACCUACUUGUUGACAGUUUCUGUUUGUUAGCUUGGCCUAUUCAUCUGCACUGAGUGUGGGGUCUUAUUAACAUAAUCACUGGGGCCCAAAAUGGUUGCUUUCACACCUCUGGACGUGACCUGGCUAUUCCUAUUUUUCUCUUGUUUGUUUUGAUUUAGGUUUGAGCUUGGAGUUGAGUCCUCCAUUUCUGUUCAAGGAUGGAUUGUGUUUCUUAACAAAAAUAGCCUCUUUAACUCCCAUCUCAAACCAAUACUUUUCUCUGGCUAAGAUCUGUACAUCACUGUCCUCAGAAGAGUGGCCUGUGGUUUUUAGAUGGAGAUGUACAGCAGACUGAGGUCCAGUGUUGCUCUCUUCUCUGUAUUGUUGCAUCCUCUUGUGAAGUGGCUGUUUUGUUUCUCCAAUGUAGUGUUCACUGCAGUCUUUGCUACACUGAAUUGGAGUAGACCACAUUCUCCUAUUUACAACUCCAACUUCAAACUGAAAUCAAAACAAAGAAAGAAAACAAUAGGGAUAGCCAGGGCAGGCCCAGAGAUGUGAAAACACCCAUAAUGGCCUUGAAUGAUUUUGCUAAUUAGACCCCACAGCAACAGAAACUGUAAACAAGUAGGUGUGUUAGUUUCAAGAUAGUUUCAUUGUAGUUAGCUCCUCCCUGCAGAUAUAAGGAAGUGUCCACCAGCAUCUGACCAGAACUGAAGAAGCAGCUUGGAUAAACUGUGAAACGUAUUCAACCAAAUCAACUUCUGUCCAAUAAACAAAUUGUAUUUUUCCUUUUGCCUUUCAAUGAUAGAGAUGCAGAAUAAUCACAUACAAACACAUAAGUUGACAAAAAAGAAGACACAGAGACAGCAGGUGGAUAUGAUGGGUGCUUUAAAUAUACAUUUAACAAUGAUAGGGACUUACAAAGAUGUUUAAUAAAGUAAAAAUGUUACUUAGUUCUGUGUUAAACUGAGAUAUGACCAAAACUCUCAAUCCAGUGUCUAAUGAAAGUUAGACUGACCACCCUUGGAACUCCUCAGAUGUGAUGUAUAAAAGUAUUCCUGACAAAACCUUGCUCUGGAGCUGAUAUGAGGAUGUAAUGACAGGCAAGAGACCAGUAGGGGUCGUCACAGAGCACAAGUGAGCUGUCAACUCUGUUCUCGGAUGCACUCUGAACACAGCCUUUCCUCACACUUGAAUGUUACCACUCAACAUUGAACCUUUAAAUGUUCUGUGAUUUGUACACAAUUCUGGUCUGGACUAGGUUGUAUUUAUUAUAAUAAAAUGUUGUCAUUAC
Molecule: messenger RNA, 5337 nt
Organism: Boleophthalmus pectinirostris (great blue-spotted mudskipper)
Lineage: Eukaryota; Metazoa; Chordata; Actinopteri; Gobiiformes; Gobiidae
Gene: slc16a6b
Product: solute carrier family 16 member 6b
Exons: 6
Coding region: 237-1730 (497 amino acids)
Biological process (GO): transmembrane transport; monocarboxylic acid transport
Molecular function (GO): monocarboxylic acid transmembrane transporter activity
Source: RefSeq, a predicted model, not a curated record